AUGCAGUCUGCCCUUAAAGACAAGACAAACGAGAAGAGCAAAGGCGUUAUGAAGAAGAAGGAUAUUGUUUCAGAUAAGGAUAAUGUUCUCAAUUUCAUUAAGGAGGUUGAGAGUAGCACAAAGGAUUUCAACCUUAAGUACGACUUGACCAAAUGUAUUGAAAUCUUAGAGGGAAAAGAGAACCAAGAGUUCACUGAUCUAAGGAUGGCCCUAGAAGAGGUUCUUCUUGAGAAGGAGCAGUUGUUUAGGGAGAAAUGUGAGUUGGCGGUGGAGUUAGACUAUCUCAAAUCGAAGGAGAAGAAGCAUAAAAGAAAGUCAUAG
Molecule: messenger RNA, 321 nt
Organism: Vittaforma corneae ATCC 50505
Lineage: Eukaryota; Fungi; Microsporidia; Nosematidae
Exons: 1
Coding region: 1-321 (106 amino acids)
Source: RefSeq, a predicted model, not a curated record